AUGCCGAGCGAGGUGCUGGAAUCCCACUUCAUCGAGACGCACAACGCGAACCAAGGGAAGCAGACGCUUAAGAAGAGGCUAAGCUGUGCGAAGUCCCUCAUCGUGCUCGCGCAGGAAAUAGGGUACCACGACUGGGAGUGCGAGGCUCUCUGCCCCUGGUGCACCAGCCGCAAGUGGAACGUCAUGGUCGUUCCAGGCCCCCCUACGGCAGGCAAGCCCCCCGCGGCGGGUCUGGCCAUUUUUGCGCGCGAAGGCAUCGGGCUACGUGGACCUACUUACCCUGCGUCGAGCCCUGCAGCACGGAGGUCCACUAUCAACGAGCAGAUCUCGUUUGGCAGCGAGCUGGUACCGUUUCGCGCCCAACAUGCAGCGGUGGAAGUUCCUGGGUGGCCGACGCUCAACAUUCGCAACAUCUACCUGCGCACGGGCGAGGGCAUGUUCUUGAAGAACGCCAAGAUCCUCAUGAACGUGGGGCUGGCGCUGGCAGGGCAGCCGAACCCGUCCAUCAUAGGUGGUGAUUGGAACAUGACGGCGGCGGAGGUCGAGGCAUCGUCAUUCACGGUUAACGCCCAGGUCCCGCUGCUGGUGCCUAAGUCAAUCACAUGCAGGAGGGCGACGGCCAACUCGGUGAUCGACUAUUUCGCUCUCACCUCGGGAGCCAUUAGGCUCGUCAAGGCCGUCCAAGCGGACAUGAAAUGGGCAAUCAAACCACAUCGGUCACAGCUGAUGUAUCUCACCUACGUGGGCGGUGGCAAGAUCGCGGCGACCAAGCAAGUGGGGCCCAUGCUGCAGGAUGAGCACGACUGGCAGCUCGAAAGAAGUUACGCUGAGGGUGCCGCGGAGAUGGCCUUGUCUGGCUCGGUGGGGUCUGCCUGGCGACUGCUGUCUACCGCAUGGGCUCGGUUUGCUGUGCAAGCGGCGAUCAGACUUGGGCAUCUCACGGGCGCGCCAAUCCAGGCGCACUCGUACGGCGGCUACUUGCGACCGAAGUGGGUCUACUACAUGUAUGAAGGGUCGGAUCAAGAAGGCAUUCAGGCUGGGGCUGAUGGCUGGAAGCGGUAUGAGAACGCGCUCUCAGCGAUCGCGAAGCUCCAGGCCCACCGGCCCUCAGUCGAUGUGAACAAACUGCAAGAUGAGAUCCACGGUUUCGUCACUACCGACUACGCUGGGCAAGGAGUCAGUCAGCGUCUGGAUGCUGUAGUGGCUCACGCUCGGCGGGCACCUGCGGCACCGAGUACCUCAGCGCAGGACCUCACCAACAUGAUUGAAGAGGCGGCGGAGGACACCGGCACGGCCAAGCAAGCAGCGGAUCGUGACAGUGCCCAACGUUGGAAGCAAUGGUGCGAUGGAGCCAGUGAAAAUGGAGCUGGACGGCUACACCGAGUGACGAAGUACCAGGACGUUCCGGCACCCACGAUCGCCAGCGGCCAACCUGACCAGUCGGCGAUUGACAGUGCCUGGAAGCUGUCGGCGCGGGCUGAAGCGUGUGUAUCGAGGUUCAGGCAUACGGCUACCCUCAUCGCGGACUACGGCAAGUACGAUGGAACGAUCGAACUGGUUCAGGAAGUUGUGCCGUCUGGGUGCGAAGGAGAUGGAUAUGCAGACAUUGUCAUCAAGGCUCACGCCGUUGAGGAGUAUGACGCCUACACCGCGCUGCACCAGUACAUCUCCUUCUCGUCCUACAACGACGACACUGGCGUCGGCGUGGAGGGCGACGCCAAAGAGGAGGUGGUCCAGAAGGCGAUCAGAGCAGGGCGUGGCUUUCGGGAGGUGGCGAGUAAGCUGCAGGCGUCCAUCAACGACAAGUUCGCCAUCGUGAGCAGCUCAGAUGACAUCAGCAAGCAGAUCGCAGAGGGCUUAAAAGUGCAGAACCAGUCGGUCAAGCCAGCAGUAUCAUUCCUGGGCACCGACUUCCCUGGGGGAAAGAGGCGCGGCACGCGAGGCAAGUACAAAGCUAGAGCCCGUCGUCAUCAACAAAGGCUCCGCCAACUCAGCAAAUUUCGGAAGGUGAUCCCGACGAAGGCGGCGGAGCGCAUAUCGCGCAUCUACAGGACGGGGGCCAAGCCUGCGCUCAUCUUUGGAGUGGAAAUCAACGGCAUGAGUGACAGCGAGCUCGCUAAGUUUCGAAAGACCUGCCAGAGCCAGCGCAAGCCUUACCAUGGGGGAGCGUCAGCAUCGGCAAAGCUUGUGCUGCUUGGAGAUCCAGCGGUACAUGAAGCGCUGGCUCCCGCCCUCCAGUGGUGCCGCAUGUGCUGGAUCGCCAACCACUGCCCUCAGGCCGCCACCGUCGACUUCAGCGAGCUGAUUCAGUGGUGGGACAAUGCAGUGACGGACCCCUCGCUGCGAGUAUCCUUCGACCUCGUGCCCCCCUACAUCAGGCUCAACAGCAGGAAGUUCAACACCCACCAUAAGUUCUGCAUCAUGAGCUGCGCAUGCGAUGGCAUCUGGACACGAUCGCGGGCCAGAAGCAGGGGCUACACCACCGACGGCAAGUGCAAGUGCGGCGAGGAUAUGGUACAGCUCGCGGUGCCUUUAGACACGGAGGAGAUCGAGUUUGCCAUCGACGGGUCGUGCACCAAACCGGCGCUACUUGAGCUGCAGCGGACAGGAUGGGCGACGGUGCUGCUCGACCCCCUAGGCACGGAGGCGCUGCGAGUGAUGUACGCGGCGGUGCCAGCUAGCCUGCCGCAGACCUCGGCCAUGGCCGAGUACCUCGCCUUCGCCUUCUCGUGUCAGGCGGCUGACCGACUUACGACGCUGCACACGGACUUCAAGGGGACGAUCAACCAGUUCAACAAGUCGGCGCAGCAGCAGGUGCAGGUCACGCAGCGGUAUGGCGGCGUCUUUGGCUUUGCCCAGAGCUUGCCUGGGCUCGCACACGUGAAAGCGGUGCGACACGGCAAGGCUCACAGAUCUGGGGAAGACUACGUCAACCUUGAUGCCGAGACCAAGCGCAUCACAGAUGGCAACAUCGCGGCGGAUCACUACGCGGCAAAAGGAGCUGGACGGCAUGAGGCUAUCACUGGCGAGCUCAAUGAACGGCUAGAGCAGCACCAGCUUCUGUGUAAGGACACCACUAAGUUUAUAGCGCACAUCGUGCCCAUUUUUGACCAAGAGGAAGAGCGGUGGCAGAGGAACAGCACAGGCUACAAGCGCAUCAAGAGCAUCAGGACUGACAACUGGCACGACUGGCAGGACACGGACCUCGGUCAGCAGUGCACGCGUUGUCUACGCCUACGGCAGCCUGGCUAUGAUCAGCUGAAUGGGUGCGCUGGGACGCCGUCUUUUCUCAAAGAACACAUAGCGAACACCUUGGGUCACAGGUUGGUGGCUGUCGACCAGAAGGGCGACCUCAGUGACAUGACAUGCAAGGCGACAGUCUUCGUAUGCAUCAAGUGCGGGGCCUGGGCGCAGCAGAGGAGGAAGCUAAAGUUGCGUGAACAGUGCACCUGGCCGACGAACAAAGGCAUUCAGGUCCUAAGCAACUUGCGGAAGAGCACCGGGCCGCACAAGAAGUUGGCCAAGCACAUCGAAGCCAGCAUGCCUCUGCAACAUCGAGGCCCACAGCAACUUCAGCCUGAAAAGGUGGUUACUCGAGUCGCUCGACCUGCACCCGACGGCCCAUAUGACUCCGAGCAGCGCAUGGCCAGGUUGCACGAGAGAAUCCGCGCCAAGGAGGUGGCGAGGAAGCAGCAGGCUGAGGACGCGAAUACCAUGCUGGGUAACAGUGACAUCAUGAAGAGAUCCACCAGGACGAUGGCAGGUGGAAGCUCACCGACGGGAAUGGGACUUCCACCUUCUGGGCUGGUUGAUUGCCGAGCCGUCGAGGACUACGUGGACAUGCGAGCGGACCUCAGAGACUGGGCGGCGUUGUGGUUCGAGGGUUACACGAGGCUGGCAAGUAACAGUGGGCCGUGGCAGGAGUGGCGCGUUGCGUUCGUCGCCGAGAUGUUCAAUCAAGGCGCGAGGCCUUCAUUCAUUGGCUGCGGCAAGUUCCACCUGAAGAGCGAGUGCGUCUUGAGCGUCAACACAUGCAGGCUCUUGCGGAAGUACGGAAUAUGUCCAGGCGGCUAUUGGGAGACCGCGCCCCAGACCGACUUAGGCCACCACCUCCGCGGAGACCUGUACCUGAUGAUGACCAGGACGUGGACCGAGCAGUUUCUCUUCAGCAGCGUAUCGGAUGGCUUGCAGCAGAUGGGCAGAAUAGGGUCGGUGCCAGGACCUAUGGCCCAUCGCAUUGCGCAAGCCAUGGAAGGCAACGAUGGCCAGCAGUCUGGCGGCAGCGCCGACAGCUACUUCGGCGGCGAGCUCGCGUCCGCGGCGCAGGCUGGCUGGCAAGACUACGGUGCGAGUUUCCCCUGCCAGGCGAGGGGGUAUGCCUGA
Messenger RNA from Prorocentrum cordatum, 4383 nucleotides. The record is from the annotation of a GenBank genome assembly. Lineage: Eukaryota; Dinophyceae; Prorocentrales; Prorocentraceae.